CUGAAUCCGACUGGAUGAGUUGAUGAUGAAGAACGCAUAUUUUUAAUCGAACAUUCAUCUGGAGAAGAAAGAUCCAUCCAUUCACGGUCCAAGUAAAACUCUUGUCUAGAAGCUGUUCAAAACGGACUAGUUUCUUUUUCAGGUAACAGCAACCAGCAAGGGUCCCAGGUACUUCGAGAUUUAAAUGGAUCCAGAAAAUUAUCCAAGUGAUAGUGAUGCUAGUGAUGAAGAUUUCCGUCCAGAUAAAGAUGAUGAAUCUGCUAGUGAAGUAGAUUCGGAUGAAUCGGACGUGGAAGACCUAGACAUCAAGGACGACAAAGCUGGUGAUAAAAAGCGGAAGCAAAAAUCAAAAAAUGCCGGUAACAAAAAACGAAAGCUGACAGAUGCAGUAGGAAAAGAAAGUAAAGAUAACAAUCAAACGGAAAAAUUGCAAGACGAAGAAGAUGAAGAACGUUUAACAGAUGCGCUUUGGGCGGAUUUCCUGUCAGGAGCAGGUAGUUCUAACGGAUCCACAACCUCGACAUCAAAAAUGUCUAUCUGCACCAAAAAAGAGUUGCCUCCUAAAACUGACAUUAAGCAUGUUUCUGAGAAAUCAGUUUCAAAUAAAUCAGAAAAAAGUGCAACAAUCACCAAAAUUUUUGAAUUUGCUGGAGAAGCAGUCGAAGUGACGGAGGAUGUUUCUAGGAGUCAGACCCUUAAAACAGCUAGUAAACCGGCAUUGGGCGCCUUCAACGGAAAUGCUGGAACAGUGAAACAAUUAGGUGCUAGACCGUCAGGAGGUGGACUCGGGGCAGUAUUAAGCCAACUUGGCAAAAAGAAUAAAUUGAGCACUCUAGAGAAAACAAAGCUCGAUUGGAACAGUUUCAAGCGCACCCAAGGAAUUGAAGAAGAACUGCAAACCCAUAAUAAAGGCAAGGAUGGCUUCCUUGAGAGACAAGACUUCCUUCAAAGAGCAGACGUGCGACAGUUUGAGAUUGAAAAGUCUUUCCGUCAAAGCAGCAAGAGUAACCGAUAAGAUAUUUUUUUCAUUAUUCCCAUAAUAUAAUGUAUACAUAUUUGCCCAUACUGAGUGCAACAUCCAACAGCCAAAAUGAUUGUUUGCUUGCAUAAUUUCUUAAUAGGCAAAUAAAAGUGGUAACUAUUAUCAAUCAAAAAUAUGUGUACUGUAUUGCCUUUUGUCGUGGAUUAAAACAUCCUGUAUUAUUUCGUGUCA
Messenger RNA from Armigeres subalbatus, 1213 nucleotides. Its product is annotated as craniofacial development protein 1-like. Lineage: Eukaryota; Metazoa; Arthropoda; Insecta; Diptera; Culicidae. The transcript has 2 exons. Gene Ontology annotation, cellular component: Swr1 complex. The record is from RefSeq and is a predicted model, not a curated record. Bases 185 to 1015 code for a protein of 276 amino acids.